Molecule: messenger RNA, 2944 nt
Organism: Pelodiscus sinensis (Chinese soft-shelled turtle)
Lineage: Eukaryota; Metazoa; Chordata; Testudines; Trionychidae
Source: RefSeq, a predicted model, not a curated record
GAGUUAAUCUACUUGCUAUGCUUCCAAAAAAAUUGCUCUCAGUUUGGAUUAGGAGUAACACCAUUAACACAACUUUGCCACAAAUACAUGAUUCUUGAAGUGUGGCUAUGUGCAGAAAGUGCUUCGAAGCUCCUGCUGAUUCAGGAGAAAGGGGACCAGAAGUCUUUCAUGGAAAUGUUUAUCUGCGUACUCUUCUUUCUGGCUAUCUUCUAUUUGUGGUGGAGGUGGAGGGCACAAGAUGGGCAGAAGAUUCAAGAUCUCUCACACAAAUACGUAUUCAUCACUGGCUGUGACUCGGGAUUUGGAAAUCUGGCAGCAAGGACUUUUGAUGAGAAAGGAUUUCGAGUUCUUGCCAGUUGUCUGACUGAAGCAGGAGCACUGGAUUUAAAAGAAGCAACCUCAGAGCAGCUUCAAACGGUGCUGCUGGAUGUGACCAAUCCAGACAAUGUUAGGAAGGUGGCUGAGUGGAUUAAAGCUGAAGUGGGGUCAGCAGGUCUGUGGGGGCUGAUCAACAAUGCAGGGAUUAUGGGACCCUCAGCGCCGACAGACUGGUUGACUAUUGAGCACUUCAGAGCACCGAUUGAAGUUAAUUUAAUUGGCCUGAUAAAUGUUACGCUACAUUUGCUUCCUUUGGUAAAAAUGGCCAGAGGGAGACUAGUAAAUAUAUCCAGCACUGGAGGCCGCCUGGCAGUAUGGGGUGGGGGCUAUUGUCCUUCCAAGUUUGGGGUGGAAGGAUUUAAUGACAGUUUAAGACGGGACAUGAAAGCUUUCGGAGUUAAGGUUUCUUGCAUUGAACCUGGGCUGUUCAAAACUGGAUUAUCCAAUCGAAAAAAGAUCAUCCAAGAAAGGGAGACCAUUUGGAAACAACUUCCUCCAGCCAUAAGAAAACAAUAUGGAGAGGGGUAUAUACAGAAAGAUGCUGCAAAGAAAGAAAAGCUGACUCAGAUAUUUCAGAACACAGACCUCUCGCUGGCUGUGAAAUGCAUGGAGCAUGCUCUAACGAGCAUUCAUCCUCACUCACGUUACACUGCUGGCUGGGAUGCCAAGGUUCUUUGGAUCCCCCUUUCAAACAUGCCCACAGCAAUACAGGACUUUAUACUCCUGAGAAACAAAACAGAGCUUGCUGACCCAACUGCAGGGUGAAUUCUCCUGUUGUAUUUAUACUUUCCCAUUCAAAUGGGGAUGGCCCAGCUGGCUGAGUCAACAAGAACCAGCCCUUUAUUUUAGCUCUGUCCCUGCUGAUCCAACUGAGCCUGACACCAAGUUUUUGAUAUUUCUAACAGCUUUUAGAGUUCCUAGCGCUCAAAACUGCGAUACAGAUUAUAGCUGAAUUUGCAAUCUUAUGUAAAAGCCAGGCCACAUUUAUUAAAGAAUCAAAGAAAAAUAGAAAUGUUGCAAAGAAGUGACUGAUCCUGAAUUUAUCAUCUAGCUUUAGGCGCAUAAAGUGUUAUGAAUAAUACCAAAACCACCGACUAAAAACAGUAUUUCCUGUAGGAUUUUUCUUUAUUCUGGAAAGUAGGAACUAGAGAGUUAAAAAAUGAGCAGUAAUGGGGGAGGGAGGAUGGCUCAAUUUUUGGAUGCUCACCUUAUGAAAUCUUAAAGAUGCCACAUUUGCAGUCAAUGCUGAGCACCUCAUUCAACUUCAGCCCUGUAACUUUUGAAAAAUGUAGGCCUUUUGAAAAAUGAUUGCCUUACUUCCAAGCCAAGAGACAACAACCUUGGUUUUGCAAAGUGCUGAGGGAGUGACUCCUUCAAGGGGGCUUUAACUUGUGUUAUAGUACCUGGGAAAUGAGGGUACAUAGUACAUGACAGGAGGAGCUCCUCAGUAUUUUGCGUGAUUGAGCUCCAUUGGAAUUAGGCACAAAACUUACCUAAACUCAACUGUUGAAUGGUUUGCCCAGGAAGUGGUUUCUCACUGGAUGGAAAACUGACCAAUGUCAAAACCAAGCACUGGUGAGUUUGUUGUGACAUGACUUGGCUAAACAUUAAGCCAUCCAGUGCCUGUCUAAACAUUGCUGGUUUUCAGUUAAACAUCUCUGGAGCUCGCAAGGUCUCACUCUGCUUUUUGGCUGACACUUGUAUUUAGUUGUCGGUGUGGGAGUUAAUUCUUAUUUUGCAUGAACAGAAUUGCAUGUGGGUUAUUUCCUAUAAGACCAGGUUUGAGGUGUGCUGUACAUAUGCCUGUGGAUUCGCUAUUCUUUCUGCAGUAUUAAUAAAUAGUUCAUUAAAAUAUUUGUCUCCUGAAGGCAAUGGGACAGAGUGGCGGAAAAGCAAACAAUUUUGAUUUAAAUCAUAAGUCAGAGAGCUGCAGGAUGAGCAUCGACAGGCUGCCACCCAAUAAUCUUAGUUUAGGACUGGAGGAGCAGCUAGUUUUUGAAGCUCGAGAUCAAUCAAUCCUUAAGUUAAGCUCAUUUUUGGCCUCUGCAGAACUGAGAGCACAAGACUGUGUUUACGUGUCUCUUGUACACAUCUGAAUGGAGACCUUAAGAUUCAUAUCACCUAGGAGACUUGAAUUCUAUUUCCAGACAUUAUAGGAAAGCAUUUUAUUUACUGAAGGAGGCCUACAUUACCACUUAGGUCAAUAUAACUUACAUCACUGAGGGGUGUGAAAAAGCCAUCCUCUGAAUGAUGCAAGUUACAGCAAUUAAGUGCUGUCCACACCAGUGCUAUGUCAGCAGGAGGAACUCCUCAGCAGUGUUCCCUGUAAGCUGAGUGCUUGGGUGGCUACUCAGGCCAGAUUCAAAUUUCACUUGGCUGAUUAGCAGAGCACCCAUAGCGCCCACAGCUAGCACCAUGUGUUUCUACUGAUGGUGCACAUCCACAAAUGCCUGGAUGCAUAUAGCAACAUUUAUUACACACAUGGAUGGAAAAAAUUAAAGGGAACACUAUUCCAUGAAGGUGGAGUAAUUAUGCCCACUAAUCAAGGAUUAAAGCUCUGUUUGAC